AGAAGAAUAUCAAUUUUGAUAGUUAAUGUUCAAACGUUUGGUCCGUAUGUUUUGGGCAGUGGAGAUUGAACUACUGAUAGGAUUUUUAUUGAAAUUUUGUUUUUAUUGCUCUUAGUUUUGUGCAAGGAAACUGAGGAUUGUUUCAUUUUAGUUACCACGGAUCCCGUUUUGACCAGAGUUCUCCUGGACGGAUUGAAACCAUGCCGUCAGAGUUACUCAAUGAUUACAUCGCAGGAGCCUUAGGCGGUUGUGCUGGCCUAAUAAUUGGGCAUCCUUUUGAUACAAUUAAGGUCCAGCAACAGACACAGAGUCACCAUGGCAUGGUGUCCUGCUUCAAGAAGAUCAGUUCGUCAAACCUAGGAAAAGGCUUCUAUAGAGGACUGACUUUCCCUCUUCUGUCAUCCAGCUUCAUCAAUUCAAUAUUCUUCGGAGUCUACGGGAACACGCUGAAUUGGUUAAAACAAGGGAAUCAUGAGAAAAAGGACACGAGGCAUUAUUUCGAUGUUUUUGUAGCCGGAGCUGUCGCCGGUGCAGCAACUGUCAUCCCCGCAUGUCCGAUUGAGGUCGUCAAGGUCAUGCUACAGUCACAGAUUAAAUCAGUUUCGAAACCAAAUGAGAAAUACUACAGGGGACCAUGGCAUUGCCUGAAAUCGAUAUUCAAGGAGUCGGGUAUUAGGGGCUGCUACAGGGGUCUAUCUGUACAUUUCCAUCGUGAUUUUUUACCAUUUGGAGUCUACAUGAUAUCAUACGAGUGGCUGCACGAUCGCAUCAGUGAACAGGCCUGGGCAGAUGAGAGAGGUGUCGCCGCUGGCCUCAUUGCGGGUGGAAUCGCUGGAGUCAUUAUUUGGGGUUGUGGCAUUCCUGUGGACUAUGUCAAAAGCAGACUGCAGAGUGACACUUCAAAGAAAUACAAAGGAACUGUUGACUGUGUUGUCAAAAGUUACAAAAGUGGAGGUAUACGUACUUUCUUUAAAGGUGGUGCUGUGGUGUGUUUGAGGGCAUUCCCAGUCAAUGCUGUUACUUUCUUCGUUUAUCGUGAGAUUUUGAAUGAACUGAACAAAGUCAAUCCUGGAGUGGUAUUGGGAUGUGAAACUGUUGGCAAUGUUUGAUCAAGCGCUGAGGAGAUUUCCAUCAUUGCGUGCCAGUGACAACCGCCGUCGUAUCAGCGAAAAUUGACUUGACACUUCUCAUCUGGCGCUGUCUGUAGUGACGGCAUACCUAUAAGCGGGACUACCAUCAGCAUUGAUGAGGAAGUGUCACUUCAGGGAUCAAUGCAUUUCAUACUGAUACACAAUAUGGGAGGAAUUUUUGUGAAUCACAAGAAUCAUAUAUGAAAAUUUGACGGGUUCCAGCCUCUUUUCUCCAUUUGCGUGCCACUUGUGUCGAUACUUUUGCAUAAUAAGACAACUGAUAUACCGUUAUCAGGGGGCAUAGACAGAGUUGAGAA
Molecule: messenger RNA, 1447 nt
Organism: Lineus longissimus
Lineage: Eukaryota; Metazoa; Nemertea; Pilidiophora; Heteronemertea; Lineidae
Product: solute carrier family 25 member 45-like
Exons: 6
Coding region: 201-1109 (302 amino acids)
Biological process (GO): transmembrane transport
Cellular component (GO): mitochondrion
Molecular function (GO): transmembrane transporter activity
Source: RefSeq, a predicted model, not a curated record